Benincasa hispida (wax gourd) is the source of this 684-nucleotide messenger RNA. It is a transcript of the gene PSAO, whose product is annotated as photosystem I subunit O. NCBI's taxonomy places the organism in Eukaryota, Viridiplantae, Streptophyta, Magnoliopsida, Cucurbitales, Cucurbitaceae. The record is from RefSeq and is a predicted model, not a curated record.
ACCCCUUUCCCCCUCCCUUCUACAUACCAACCGCACCACCCAAGCUCUAGCCCGCACCAAUCCUCCCACAAAAUGGCCACCGCCUUCGCUACCUCCUCCUCCGUCGUCGGCCUCGGAACCGCCUCCCUCUCCUCUCCUUCCUCCCGGUCUCCCCGCCUCGUCUCCGGGUUUGUGAAGUUGCCGGUGACUGCCAGGAAUCCGUUUGCCGUGGCGCGUGCAUCCGGCGGAAGGUUCACCUGCUUUGAGAGAGAUUGGUUGCGGAGAGAUCUGAAUGUGAUCGGAUUUGGACUGAUCGGGUGGAUUGCACCGUCGAGCAUUCCCGUGAUCAAUGGGAAGAGCUUAACUGGGCUCUUCUUUGAGAGCAUUGGAGCAGAGCUUGCGCAUUUUCCUUCUCCACCCGCUCUCACUUCUCAGUUCUGGUUGUGGCUGAUUACGUGGCACUUGGGUCUCUUCAUUACGCUUACUUUCGGACAAAUCGGGUUCAAGGGGAGGACCGAAGACUACUUUUCAAAGUGAAAAUGUAAUAAUUCUUAAAAAGGAGAGGGAAUUCUAGUUUUUAUUGUUAUUCAUGUUUAUAAGUUAUAAGUAGUGUUUAUGGCCAUGAUUUUCUUCAUGUAAAUCGUUUCAACUUCCAAAUCUUGUUAUAACUUGUGUUAAUCGAUGAAAUAACGCAUUCACUAAUCC